UUUGUGAAAAACAUUUCGCGCAUGUGUUUAUAAAAAUAUUGCUUUUUAUAUAAUACAAAUAAUACGAUGCUAUUAAUCUCUUUCACUGAAAUCUUUGAUUUAAUAUAUAGAUACCGCAAUAUUGUAAGAAGACUCAUCAUGUGUUACGAUCAAAUGGUCCAGACGCAGAAACGGGAGUUAAUUAAGAAAAUGUUAGAUUGCGCCAUCGGGCGAAUGCUAGAAUAUAAAAAAGAAAUUGUCAAGCUCGAUUAUACGGAUUAUCAAUGGCCCGACAAUAUUUUAAAUCAAAUGAAAUUCACGCCAGACGACAUCGAGUUACUUGCAUCGGUGUCUGGCCGAGAACGGGUAGAGGAACGGAGAAAAUUUAUUCAAGAGUUGGUGGAAAGUGCCCGCAAAGUACCACAGAUGAGAGAACGCAGCCUCUCACAGGUACACCUUGAGAGUAUGCCCGAGACGGAGGAUGAGACAUUGAAGACGCGCGCCGCUCGAAGAAGAAUGCGCAUCGCGCAACCCUCGAAGGUGGAGUUAAUCCGCGAAUCGCCCAAGGAAAAAGCCGCCCGAGAAGCAAAGCUCGCUGCUGAGAGGAUUAUGCGUAGCGCGAUAUUAUUGAUGCAGAGUCACGAGAGAGCCAGAAAGGGACGUCGCUAUGGUGCAAAUGUGAAACGUAUAUACGAUUACAAUAAGAAAGUGAGGACCGGGGAGAUAAUACCGGAAGAAAUAGAUCGCAUCAGAUAUAUGAGAUACAUCAAGUCAGCGAUGACGAUACAACGCGCGUGGCGGCGUUAUGUCGCUCGAAAAGCUAUGAAAAAACGAAUUGCGCGUCUCGAGGAAGCUUUGGAUAUGACGAUACCAAGCUGGCGAUGCCGCGAAACAGUCACAAAGGACAAUGAUAAUUUUCAACGGCGACGUGCUCUGAUGCCUGCGUUCGACGCACACACGAAGAAGGCGAUCAGCGACGAACGUACGAGGCUCCUGAGAAUCAGAGGUCCCGGAUUAAUGGAGGACAUCACUGACGAGAUUCACGAGUGGUUCGUCGUUUGGUACAACACAUUAGGGCACUACGACGUGUUUCCGGCAGCGGAUUUUGGUGGCAGCGUGCUGAUCGUCACCGGGCAGACCUCGACGCCACAAGAGUAUCUAAUGGAAAAAUUAGAAAAAGAGAAACAGGCCAAGGCAAAGGGCAGACGAGCUGUGAAAAUGGUACCAAUUCCCAAAGCUGAGCCUAUCAAGAGCGAAGUUCCUGGCCGGAAAAUGCCGCAAACAGAUGCUUUAUCCUGCUUGGAGGAAGCAAACGUCGAUUUUAUUCGAAACUGGAGUUUUCGGGACGAAAAUGAUCCGGAGAAAGUAUAUCUGGAUCUAAUCACCGAGAAACUCUGUUACGAGUUGCAGCUUGAAAUGAGGGAGAUAGUGGAUGAAUUGAUGAGGGCUGAGCUAGAAUUAUUAAACAAAGCAUUACUGAAGGAUCACGCACGUGACAAAGAGAAAUUCGUUAUUCCAACAAUGGGCAAACGUGAUGAAUAAGAACCUAAUAAUUUUGCAUAUCUACCUAAUUUGUCUAAAUAAAAAUUGGAAAUUUUCGUUGUCAUGACAGAUAUAACGAUA
Messenger RNA from Vollenhovia emeryi, 1602 nucleotides. Its product is annotated as IQ and AAA domain-containing protein 1-like. Gene Ontology annotation, molecular function: protein binding. The record is from RefSeq and is a predicted model, not a curated record. The coding region runs from base 67 to 1521 and encodes 484 amino acids. Lineage: Eukaryota; Metazoa; Arthropoda; Insecta; Hymenoptera; Formicidae. The transcript has 5 exons.